AAACCCUUUUCUUCUCUUCCCUUCUCUUCUCUUCUCUCUCACUCACUUUCUCUCUCUAAAACCCCCCGCAAACCCUCUUUCUCUUUCUCUCUCUAGAAAUGGUGCCACUCGACCCCGCGGCCUGCCUCGUCGACGACCUCCGUAACUUCCUCUCCGACGUCGCCGACCACGACGCCCGCCCCGACGAUCCUUCCCGUCCGUUAGUCCCAACUGAGGAAGCAGAAGAAGAGCUGGAAUGGAUAUCGAACAAGGACGCAUUCCCGGCGGUGGAGACCUUCAUUCUGUCGGAGCAAGUCGGCGGCAUUGCGAUUGCGAAGCACCAGAGCCCGGUCUCGGUGCUGGAGACUAGCACAAACAGCAGCAGCGCCUCCCUCAUGAGCUCGUGUGGGGGGCUAAAGCCGCCCCACCGAGCACGAACCAAAGGCCGCCGGAGACGGAGCGAGAUUCCCCCGCAGCAGCUCUUUUGGAACCAGCCCCCCAUUGAGAGCAGCAAACCCAGCAGGAGUAGUGGCAGUGCCAGCAAGCUGGAUAUCGGGAGGAAAUGCCUGCAUUGCGGGACUGAUCAGACCCCGCAAUGGCGGGCGGGUCCUCAUGGACCCAAGACCUUGUGUAAUGCGUGUGGGGUGAGGUACAAGUCGGGGCGGCUUUGCCCCGAGUACCGCCCUGCGAGCAGCCCGAGUUUCUCGAGCCAGAUGCAUUCGAAUUCCCACAGGAAGGUGUUGGAGAUGAGGAAGCAUAAGUAUGGAGUCGGGAUGGUUGUGAAGCCUGAGGAUAAAGGUUAGGUUCUUUGUGUAAUAGUUCAUUUCGUUUUUUGCAUGUUUAGUUUUUACUGCUAAUUUUUAGUGUUAGUUUUAGGAGAUAGUUGGAUUGUUGUAGUGGUGGGGGGUUAGGGUUACUUAGAUUGUUAGAAGAAGUUCUUUGUUUUGUUGAAUAGAUCACAGCUAGGGGAAUUUUUGAAGUUAUUGUGUUUGGUUGUUAUGUAGACUUAACAGUAUCUUUGGGUUUUUGCCAAUUUUCAAAUCUUUUCUCUGUUGCUUGA
Molecule: messenger RNA, 1039 nt
Organism: Fragaria vesca subsp. vesca
Lineage: Eukaryota; Viridiplantae; Streptophyta; Magnoliopsida; Rosales; Rosaceae
Product: GATA transcription factor 1-like
Exons: 2
Coding region: 99-782 (227 amino acids)
Biological process (GO): regulation of DNA-templated transcription
Molecular function (GO): sequence-specific DNA binding; zinc ion binding
Source: RefSeq, a predicted model, not a curated record